Molecule: messenger RNA, 1145 nt
Organism: Bombus pascuorum
Lineage: Eukaryota; Metazoa; Arthropoda; Insecta; Hymenoptera; Apidae
Product: calcyclin-binding protein
Exons: 2
Coding region: 359-1045 (228 amino acids)
Biological process (GO): heart development
Cellular component (GO): nucleus
Molecular function (GO): S100 protein binding; tubulin binding; ubiquitin protein ligase binding
Source: RefSeq, a predicted model, not a curated record
UUCAAUUUUACUAAAAGGAUCUAAAAGAGUUUAACGAUCUUGCUUAAAAACAUGUGUUUUUCUUUAAAAAAUACCUAUAAUAUUAUUCAAGGUAAAGAGAAAUUUUCCUACAUAUUAUAGAAAAGUUUUGAACUCUCCAGAAAUUUCUACUGAGUGCACAGUGUGUAGUGUGCAGUCGAUUCGUCGAUUCUCAACAGUCGAGACAAAUUUGUAACGAACGAGGUGUUACAGUCAAGAAACAUUGAAUUAUACGAUUUUAACGUCAUUAUCAAUAGGAUAAUCGAGUGAGUGUUGACUUCCUUUUUUCUUACCAUUAAACGUUUAGAAAUUCUAUUUGUCGCUAAUUUUGAAGGAAGAAAUGUCGACAAAGGCUGACGAGUUAAAAUUGGACAUUGAAGAAUUUAACAGUUUACUUCAAAAAGCUAGUCGUCAAAAGACUAAAGAUGUUCUCAGUCUUGAAAUUAGGAAGUUGCAAACAGAGUUAGCAAGGUUGAUAGAAGAAAAUCAAAUAUCUCAGACAAAGCCUGCUGUUGCAGUGUCUAACUCUUCUCAAAAGUGUUAUGAAGUUAAACUUAAUAACUAUGGUUGGGAUCAAACAAAUACGACAGUAAAAUUAUACGUUACAUUGAAAGAUGUGCAUCAGUUGGCUAAAGACGCUGUGACUUGUAACUUUACUGAGAAAUCUUUUGAUCUCCAUAUUCUUGGAUUGAACAACAAAAAUUAUAGUUUAACAAUUAAUAAUUUAUGUGAAGAUAUUGAUACAGAUAAGAGUAGUGUUAGAACCAAGGCUGAUAUGGUGAUAAUAUCCCUUGUCAAAAAGGUUGCGAAACAUUGGUCACAUGUAACAAGCGUAGAAAAAAGAAUCAAGGAAUCAAAGACAUCUUCAGCUCCAGAUAUAAGUGAAGAUGGUGACCCUGGUACUAGUUUGAUGAAUUUAAUGAAGAAGAUGUAUCAAGAAGGGGAUGACGAAAUAAAAAAGACAAUAGCCAAAGCGUGGACAGAAACUCAAGAGAAGAAAGCAGCAGGAUUGUCAGACUAUUCUUAAUUUCAUGUCUAUAAAUACUUAGGUUUAUUAUUUUUUUAGGUUAAUGUACAAAAUUAACUUAUAUUAUGUAAAACAUUAAAAUGUACAAGUGCUAUAAGAA